Volvox carteri f. nagariensis is the source of this 1190-nucleotide messenger RNA. RefSeq lists its product as uncharacterized. Lineage: Eukaryota; Viridiplantae; Chlorophyta; Chlorophyceae; Chlamydomonadales; Volvocaceae. The coding region runs from base 1 to 615 and encodes 204 amino acids. The transcript has a single exon. The record is from RefSeq and is a predicted model, not a curated record.
AUGAAUGCCUUAGAGAAGGUCUCUGAGAAGCACCGCCGGGACGACCGGGCCACUUUGGAGCAGGCAGAUGAGCUGUGUGCGGAUUUUAUGGCCAAUGAGCAGAAGGUGCCAAGAGAUGUAAUCGGUCACCGCCUGCAAGCCUUCACAGGCUUUCAUCUCGGCCUUCAGCUCAUUCACAGCUACCUUGAUGCCGGCUGCUACGAGAAGGCCGCUGAGUGGACAGACCGGCUCCAACUUCGCGCCGAGAUCGGUAUGGAGGUGACACACCAGCUAGCCUCAGAGCCCCGCAUAGGCCUGACAGCCACGGAUCACUGUUUUAAUAACAUCAUCGGCACACGUAUUCCAAAAGGCGAGAAAGCGGAGGCCCUAGUGUGUAAACAGAAGGACUGGGCUCUGCGGACGGCAAGCGCCUCCACGCCUGGCAGUCAUGGCGGCAGCCAUUCUCAUGGUGCCGGAGGCUCCGGCAGAGGCAGCGGUGGCGGAUCGCGCGGCAGCAACCAAAGGGGUGGCGGCCAGCAUGGAGGUCAUGAGUACGGUGGAGGUCGCGAUGCAGAGCGCUUUGAUCGCAGCGAUCGCAAUGGCAAUAGCCACAAGGAAGGCUGUAGCAGCAAGUAGUGGCUUUCAGAUUCUGGUGCAGUAGAGUGGGGCCAGUUUGCCUGUCCUUUUUUCUUGGCCCGUGUGCCACCCUCUUCAAUGACUACCGCCGGUCAGUGCAGUGUGCACAGGAUUUUUUCCUUUCUUGGUUACGAUGAGGUUGCCAGCGAACAUCGACUUGGGCACCCACGCGUGCGAAUUGAGGCGCCCGUGUGCGCGAUAGUCGGCACCCACGUGCGCAGUUGUUGGCGCCCGUGUGCGCAGUUUUUUGGCGCCCGCGUGCACAGUUGUUGGCGCCUGUGUGCGCAGUUUUUUGGCGCCCGCAUGUGCAGUCAUUGGCACCCGCGAGCGCAGCUGUAAGCUUCGUUGACGACUUUCUUUUACUUGUGGUGUUUUGCCUUCCCGCUUUGUUCCUUUUAUUGCUUUCGUUUUUUGCGGUUGUGAACAGACCGUCGCACGGGUUCACUUUGUGGCAGCGUUUGCAGUUUCUUCCUUUUCGGAUGUUUCGCGUCAGGCCAAGUGGUCACUCAAGUCGCCUUGGCAGCCGGCCGGCUGGGGGGACCCGUUUUUUGCCUGUCUUACUCUUUAAGUGUUGC